UUACGGAAGUUGAGUUAGAGACCGGAAGUGGCAGCGAUGGAGAGCGAGUAUUCGGAUCCGGAACUGGCAGGUUUGGGAGAGACAGAAAAUGGAGAAAAUGCCCCAGUGUACUGCAUUUGCCGCAAGCCAGAUAUCAACUGCUUUAUGAUUGGAUGUGAUCACUGCAAUGAGUGGUUCCAUGGAGACUGUAUCAACAUCACAGAGAAGAUGGCCAAGGCUAUUCGGGAGUGGUACUGCAUGCAGUGCCGAGAUAAAUAUCCCCACCUGGAGAUUAAAUACCGACAUAAGAAGAGCAAGGAUAGGGAAAAGGAUACCGAGCGGGACGAGAAUGAAGAGGUAAUGAGGAGCGACAAGAGGAGGAAUAGCACGAGCAGUGUCAGUAAGCAGCAGAUUAAACGCUCUGCAAGGAUGUGCGGUGAGUGUGAAUCUUGUAGCCGCACAGAAGAUUGUGGACAAUGUGAUUUCUGCAGAGACAUGAAGAAGUUUGGAGGUCCCAACAAGAUCCGUCAAAAGUGCCGCUUACGUCAGUGCCAAGUGAGAGCACGGAAAAUGCUGCGUGUUAAGGACGAUGAAAGUACAGUGUUUAGGGAUACCCCAGAACCGUCCAGCCUUGCCGAAUCUCUCUCCGAUGAUGACCUUCCACUGGACCCAGAACUGUACCAAGAACUGUGUGCUGGAGGAGCUUUCGAUGACCAGAACUUGCCGUGGCUCAGUGACACAGACGACGCUCCGUUUCUCGAUUCUGUGCUGAGGAAGAGAGCCGUCAAAGUAAAGCACGUUAAGAGACGCGAGAAGAAGUCAGACAAAAAGAAAGAUGACAAGUACAAGAGACACAAGCAGAAGCAAAGGCACAAGGAUAAAGCCAAGCACUCGGAGCGCUUGGAAAACAGAGAUUACUCAUCAUUACGUCAGUGUUUAGGGCCAAGCUGUGUCCAGCCAGCCCGAGCCGGCUCUAAGUACUGCGCCGAUGACUGCGGCAUGAAGCUGGCAGCCAAUCGGAUCUACGAGAUCCUCCCACAGCGCAUCCAGCAGUGGCAGCAGAGUCCAUGCGUUGCUGAAGAACAGGGAAAGAAGUUGCUGGAACGGAUCCGCAGAGAGCAGCAGCAAGCUCGUACAAAGCUUCAAGAAAUGGAGCGUCGCUUUCACGAGCUGGAGGCAUUAAUCAGCAAAGCCAAACAACAGCAGAUCCGAGAGGAUGAAGAGACCAACGACGGGGACAGUGAUGACACUGAUCUUCAGAUUUUCUGCGUGUCCUGUGGCCAUCCAAUAAAUCCCAAGGUUGCUUUGAGGCACAUGGAUCGCUGUUAUGCCAAGUAUGAAAGCCAGACAUCCUUUGGAUCCAUGUACCCAACCAGAAUUGAAGGAGCUACCCGUCUCUUUUGUGAUGUAUACAACCCUCAGAGUAAAACCUACUGCAAGCGGCUACAAGUCCUCUGUCCAGAACAUUCCCGAGACCCCAAGGUGGCAGCAGACGAAGUGUGUGGCUGUCCCAUCACAAAGGACGUCUUUGAGUUGACAGGUGACUUCUGCAGAGUCCCGAAGAGGAAAUGUAACCGGCACUACUGCUGGGAGAAGCUGCGGCGGGCUGAGGUGGAUUUAGAGCGCGUCCGCGUGUGGUACAAACUGGAUGAACUCUUUGAACAAGAACGCAACGUCCGAAUGGCCAUGACCAACCGUGCCGGACUCUUGGCUCUCAUGUUACAUCAAACCAUCCAGCACGACCCCGUGACCACAGACCUUCGCACCCACAUCGAACGCUGAGCCUGAGAAGCUUCCAUAUCUUGUCUUUACGGAAAGAGAGAGGACUUUGUAUUAAAAGCUGACCUUUCUUUACAUUUUAUAAAAGUUGUGCCGAGCUGGUGUAUAAAGAGACUGCAGUUUGUUCGGAAUAUUUCUUAUGUUUUGUUCUUUCCAAAGUUUGUGAAUCUCACACGGUUUAUGUACAUGGUGGAAAUUCAGUCUCUUACCGGCCAUUUUUAAAUGACAGAAUCUUUCAUUGUCAUAUACUACAUUGAAGCGCACAGAAGAUUUUUUGUUUUUUGUGGUCUGCUGAGAAUAAUUUCAUGAGUGUUCUGAAGACAAUACUUUCUAGUUGGCUCUUUAUUAGAAUACACUAGCUGAGAGAUUUUCAACUACAAUUUUCCACAUUAAUGUGUCUUGUAUUUUAUUGGAAUUAUAUGAAUCUGAUAUUUUUUUUAAUAGACCACUCCAU
Nanorana parkeri is the source of this 2212-nucleotide messenger RNA. It is a transcript of the gene CXXC1, whose product is annotated as CXXC finger protein 1. Gene Ontology annotation, molecular function: zinc ion binding; DNA binding. The transcript is spliced from 14 exons. Gene Ontology annotation, biological process: positive regulation of DNA-templated transcription. Gene Ontology annotation, cellular component: Set1C/COMPASS complex. The record is from RefSeq and is a predicted model, not a curated record. Lineage: Eukaryota; Metazoa; Chordata; Amphibia; Anura; Dicroglossidae. Bases 37 to 1761 code for a protein of 574 amino acids.